AUGAGCCCAAAUACGUUGGCUCCUAAUGACAUCCUUACGGAUGACAAUUACUUCAUGUGGGAAUUUAAUGCACGCAUGACACUCGCGCGCAAGGAUCUUUUGGAUCACGUUUUGAUUAAGCCAGAGCCGGCAGUGCUGCGGGAGAAUACCGGAUGGAAAGUCGCCAAUAUGAAGGCUCUGGCUGUACUGGUGAAGCUACUCUCUCCAACCUAUCAGUGCAUGAAAAAUCUUCACAACCGAGUGCAACUUCGGAAAAAAUUACAUGAAUUUGUGAUGGAGACUGGUGCGAGUCUUAUGGACCAUCUACUAAAAUUUGAUGAGCUGUGUCUCAAGCUCGGAGCUGCCGGUGACAGCAUGGAUGAUGAUGAAAAGCUAGUUUUGCUUUUGGGAAGUUUAUCAUCCGAAUAUGAUGAUAUGGUGCGCAUCAUUGAGGCGCACAGCAACGUGACGCUGUUAGACGCAAAAGAGAUGCUCCGCCGGGAGUAUGACACUCUUCAGAAGCGAGACAAGAAGGAAACCGCUUUUAAGGCACACGCUCAACGUAAUGAACCUCGACGCUUUCAAAGUAACCGAGGACACCGUGGUCAAGAAGAAAAUCGAGAUCGCUACCAAACUUCGAGGAAAGGAAAAGCUUAUGCGAACAAGAAACUUGUGUCUGUAGCAGCGUUGACGGCCCGAGGCGUGCUUGUUCAGUUCAAGCGUGAUCAAGCAGUUUUGAUAAGUGACGACGUGACUGUAGCAGUAAUUAAACGAGUGGGAAAGCUGUUUGCGUGGAAUGUAAAACAACAUAUCACGUUAGAGGCACACAAGGCUGAGAGCAGUGGUGCGAUAAAUGACACUAGUGAACUGUGGCAUGCUCGCCUCGGUCAUGUGUCUACGAAAAAGAUUAUGCAAGCGAUGAAGUCUUGCGAUGACGAAGUAAAGGUGGAAGUACCUGAUUUGAACAAGAAUAACGAGGAUGACGAAAUGGACGUUGAUGAAACUGCUGACAAUGAUACUAGUUGGGAAGACAUGGUUGUGGAUGCGUCUGGAGAUCUCAAUCAGUCACAAAACUUAGAUGUUGUUCCGAUUGAGGGGGAGCGCACAGACAUACAAGUCAUUGACACAAACAAUUCGAUGAUACGUCGUACUUCACACGGAUCGGUCGCUGGAAGUAGCAAUUAUGGUACACACAUGCUCUCAGGAAUACCUGAUCAGUCGCGAGCUAUUAUAGUUUGUGAGAAUUCCCGUGCCCCAGAUGAUCGAAUGGAGAUAUACUCAGGGUCGAACAAAAGACCUUAUAGUACAUUCACGUCAUCUCGUCUACUCACGAAUGAUGAUUUUGACGAUGAGAGGAUUGAUCUACCGCUUUUAACUGAUGGAUCACCUGUCGAUGGCGAAAAUGAUGAGCCGGACCCUAAACGUCAAUGUGUUGACGAUUACGAAAUAUCGCUUUCUGCUACUGAUGUACCAAUAAAUUUACGAGAGGCGUUACAGUCGAUGGACGCAGAAAAAUGGAAGGCAGCAAUUCAAGCAGAAAUUAAUGCUCAUCUUAAAAACCACACAUGGGAUGCUGUCAAUCGUCCUCCAGGUGUCAAGGUCAUUGGUCACAAGUGGGUAUUUGGUUACAAGUACGAUGAAAACGGUCAAAUUGUUCGUUACAAAGCACGCUUGGUUGCCCUCGGAUAUCUGCAAACGCAUGGUUUUGAUUACUUCGACACAUAUUCACCUGAAGCAUGCUCAAACACGAUUCGUGUAUUUUUGUCUGUUUGUUGCAGUAUGCAAUAUGUAAUUCGACAAUUUGACGUGGAAACAGCGUUUUUGAAUGGUGAUUUGGAAGAAGACGUUUACAUGGAGGCACCAUAUGGAAUUGAAAUUGCACCUGGAAUGGUGUGCAAAUUACGACGCAGCUUAUAUGGAUUAAAACAAGCGGCUGCGGUUUGGCACAAGAAAACAUGCUCUGUGUUUUCGGCCAUGGGCUUCGAACAAUGUCGAGCAGACACAUGUCUUUUUGUUCGACGCAAUAAUGCAAAAAAUAAGUCACCCACAUACAUAGUCUUGUAUGUGGACGACCUCCUUAUUGGAUGCAAGUCAGAUGCAGAGGCGGACACGAUUUAUAAGGAAUUGUCAGAACAUUUUACUGUCAAGUCACUUGGAGCUGCGCGGUUUAUUUUGGGCAUGGAAGUUAACUGCUCACAAGAAAAGGGGGAGUUGGUGUUGAAACAGUCCCAAUUUAUUAUGAAGGUGGUCUCGAAGUUUAAGCAAAAUGAAGCUUAUGCAGUUCGCAACCCUAUCUGCGCAGGACAGGACCUAACUCCGGAUGAAUCACACCCAGUGGUUAAAGACAUUACUUCUAUUAUCGCAGUACUUGGACCAGCCACGACAGAGGCACUGGCGAGCGGCUUUACGUGUUUUACACUAUCUCAUGGGAACAAAAUCGCACGGAAUUAA
Peronospora farinosa is the source of this 2430-nucleotide messenger RNA. The record is from the annotation of a GenBank genome assembly. NCBI's taxonomy places the organism in Eukaryota, Oomycota, Peronosporomycetes, Peronosporales, Peronosporaceae.